CGCGUCAGCUGAUUUUUGUUGAUAACGCCAUAGUAUGCCAAAUCGUGCAUUUCAUUACGAGAAAAUAAACGCAUUUCGGAAUCCAAAUUAUCCGUAACGAUUUGUACAACCGGAAUCAAAAAUGUUUUAAAACUAUACCGAAGUUUUUAUAAAAUCAGUUAAAACACAAAUCCAGUGGAAGAAGUAUCUCUGUAGCUCUACACCUUAGCUACGCGAGUCACGUGUCCAACAGCCGAUAUACAGCGGAACAGCCAUCGACAUUUAAAAGUGCCGGUUUUUGUUGGCGGCCUAGUUUAUAGUGACUCAAGAGUAAGGAAUAGUUGGAGAUAAUUGACAUCAAACGCUAACAUCAAACAGGUACUUGUGAAAGGAGUUCAAUCAAGAUGUCUCCAAUACCAGUACUAGAAUCCUGUAUACCAUUACCAAUUGAGGAGCGCACACUGGUUGAAGUAACACAGAAGGCGAAAGAUUGGGCAAUUAUGCAUGGUGCUGCUAUGCGCUCCAAAGCCAACUUCAGUCCUGAUUCGCUUAAUUUCGCUCCGUUCAUUCUGGUGCCUUCGUCCUUCCCACGCAAAGAGUUCGAAAAGGCUAAACAUUUGCAAACCAUUAUUAACCAAUUGAUGCAUAAUGUGGCCCACGAUGAAGAAUUUCUUACCACAACUUUGGCGGAAACUAUCAAAGUUGAUGACUUUACAGCUAAUCUCUUUAAUGUAUACAAAAAAGUGCUCGCCAAUGGCUUUGGACAGCGAAUUUCGUUGGGCCUAUUGCGCAGUGAUUUGAUGUUGGAGACGAAAUGUACUGAAUUACUUGAGAAAGAGAAACAUACCCCCUGUGCCUACUGUUGCUGGAAACAAGUUGAAAUUAACACAAUUGCUUCUGGUUUUGGCCAUUUAGGACCAGCAAGCAAAGCCAUACAAAGCUUUGUGAUGCGCGAGCUGGGCCAUGUAGAUAAAUUAAAGAAUAUGCCUGAAAAUACUGCCUUGUCCGGCAUUUGUGGCGGCAUGAUUAAGGCCUGGGAAUUGUACGAAAAACCGAAAGCUGUUAUACUCUUUGUUAUUGAAGAUGUUUCAUAUAAUAUCUGUGAUCAGCGGUUUCAUGAGUUUUAUAUACGCGAACAAAGUCCUCAUAUCCACGUAUUGCGUCGCACUUUAACAGAGAUACAUAAAGAAGGCAAAUUAGGACCGAAUAAAGAAUUGUUUCUCGGGGAGUACGAAGUGGCUGUUAUUUAUUUCCGUGCUGGCUACGAGCCUGCCCACUAUCCCUCACAAGAUGAAUGGGAUGCACGCUACAUGAUGGAGUGCUCGCGUGCGAUCAAAUGUCCUUCCAUUCACUAUCAUUUGGCUGGCACCAAAAAAGUUCAACAAGCACUUGCCCAGCCCGAAAUGUUGGAGAGGUUUAUAAGCGAUCCAGAAAAGAUAAAAGCAGUAGGGCAAAUUUUUACCGGUCUUUAUUCGCUGGAUGACUCUGAAGCUGGUAAUGCCUCGUACGAAAUGGCAUUAAAGGAACCGGAACGAUUUGUUUUGAAGCCACAACGCGAAGGCGGCGGUAAUAAUGUAUAUGGCGUUGACAUUCCAGAUGCACUGAGGAAAAUGAAUCGGCUUGAACGCGCCGCUUGGAUUCUUAUGGAUCUAAUCCAACCGCCAAUUUCCAAGGGUUACAUGAUACGUCCAGGCGGUAAGUCGCCACCGGAAAUAGUUGAUCUCGUCUCAGAGUUGGGUAUUUUUGGCGUAAUAAUUGGCGAUGUGGACAAUAUAAUUUGGAAUUAUCAAGCGGGCCAUAUGCUGCGCACUAAACUCUCGACUGCGAACGAGGGCGGUGUUGCGGCGGGACUCGGCGCACUGGAUAGUCCCUAUUUACUGGAUUAGUGUUUUAACUUGUAGUUUGUAUUUUAUAAAUUUUUAGUAAAUUUUGGCACAAUCUUUUUUCUUAAGCUGCAACGAUGAAAUUAUAUUUACACCUUUACCGCUUUACAAAAAAAAUGUGUAUGUAAAUCCAGCACAUAAUUUAUUUUAAAUAUCAUGU
Molecule: messenger RNA, 2022 nt
Organism: Rhagoletis pomonella (apple maggot)
Lineage: Eukaryota; Metazoa; Arthropoda; Insecta; Diptera; Tephritidae
Product: glutathione synthetase-like
Exons: 12
Coding region: 384-1865 (493 amino acids)
Biological process (GO): glutathione biosynthetic process
Cellular component (GO): cytosol
Molecular function (GO): glutathione binding; ATP binding; glutathione synthase activity
Source: RefSeq, a predicted model, not a curated record